UAUUAAAUGUAUGGUUGAAUUUGCGUCAAACUACGUAUAUAAUAAAAGGUUAUGUUCGUCACAAUCGAAAAAAAUAAAACACGGUAUAUGUAAUAUUACAUUUACUAAGGAAACUACCAAAAAAUUAAAAGUAAUCUAGAACAGUAAUUCAGUGAAUAAAAGGAUAAUGAAAAUGCACACAUCUCGUAUACUUUAUGGACUUGGAAUUUUCGUCUUUUUUUUUUAUUUCACAAAAGUGUCAAGUGCACCAAGUGUAUUAAGAACACAAAGUAUUAUAGACGUAAUGAAGCAUGAUAGACAACUGUGUAAAUUACCGACGUUUUUAUACGAAAAUAAUGUUACAAGGGAAUGCCUUAAUGUGACAUAUCCUGAAAAAAUUCUGGCAGCUGAAUGUAAAAAUAUGAAUACUUUUUUAUGUUUAGCAUUGUAUGAUACAUGGAAUAAAGUUUGUCAAUUUAAUAAGCCACUUAUUAAUACAACUAAAUUUUAUGUACAUAUUCAGCAAUUUUUCCCUGAUGAAGAUGAAAAUGGAAGGGCUGAGUUUUGUAAAAAUCUUCAAAAUGUAACACUUUCAUAUGAGAAAGUAAAGCCAUUAUUAUCACCUCUAUAUUUGAAUACUUCUAUGGCAUGUUCUUUAGCAUGUUUUGAUAAAAAUGAAAAAUUCAUUCCACUUUGUGCAAUAUUAUCUUGGAACAAAUAUAUUGAUGAUAAUAUAAAAAAAAUGAACAAAAAUGAACAGAUAGAUUCACCUGAUGGUACAUCUAGUACAAAGAUAAGUACAGAUCCACAAGAAUCUAAACAACUGCAAGAUUCUCAACUUGCAUUGGCUCAAUUUUCCAGUGAAAUAAGGACCGAAAAUAUUAAGAGUGAUACUAAAGAAGAUAAAGUUAAUCUUUCAAACAAUGAUAACAAAUUAAAAGACAUACAAAAGGAAGAGUCUACGAUUAAAAUAGCAUCUGCUACAAAUGUAUCAGUCAUGUUAAAGUCAUCAGUAACAGAGAAUAAAAAUACAUCUUUUGCGACAAAAUCUAAAGAUGUGAAUUUGAAUCAGCAAAGUAAUGUAAAUAAUGAUUCUUCUGCAUUAAAUCAGCAUAAAAAAGUUGUAGAUAAGCUUGAUGAAAAAGUUGAGGAUUCUAAAAAGCUUGAAAAUCAUAAUGUAAAUGCUUUAAGCAAUGAAGCUUUAGAGAAUAUAAAUGAUCCUAAUGAGGACAUCAAAACAAGUACAAUAUCAGAAGACACUCAGGACCAUGAAAAUUCUGCAAAUCAAAAUAAUUGGAACCAUGGGGACACACCUAAUGAUGCAAAUGAUGCACCCGAUAUGAUCAUUGAUACAGGUGAUCAAGGUCAAAAUAUACCGGAUCCUUCAGAACAGAGAGAUGAUAUCAUAUCCCACUAUCAUAAUAUUACGUCAGAAGAAGAAUCCCAUUUUUUUACUUACUUUACUGUAGUUUCCUUAAUUUCCAUAGCUGCAUAUAUUGGUUAUCACAAUAAACAAAAGAUAUUAGCUAUUGUAUUAGAGGGACGAAGAUCACGAAACAGCCGUGGUAGAAGACGACCUAGUACAGCUAAUUAUCGUAAACUAAAUUGUACACUAGAAGAAGCAGUUACAUCACAGUGUAAUGCAAAUGUUACUCAUGUCAUAUAUUAA
Habropoda laboriosa is the source of this 1648-nucleotide messenger RNA. RefSeq lists its product as uncharacterized. The record is from RefSeq and is a predicted model, not a curated record. The transcript has 4 exons. Bases 167 to 1648 code for a protein of 493 amino acids. NCBI's taxonomy places the organism in Eukaryota, Metazoa, Arthropoda, Insecta, Hymenoptera, Apidae.